This is a messenger RNA of Vitis riparia (riverbank grape), 1770 nucleotides long. RefSeq names its product endo-1,4-beta-xylanase 5-like. The coding region runs from base 1 to 1770 and encodes 589 amino acids. The transcript has 7 exons. Gene Ontology annotation, biological process: carbohydrate metabolic process. The record is from RefSeq and is a predicted model, not a curated record. Gene Ontology annotation, molecular function: hydrolase activity, hydrolyzing O-glycosyl compounds. Lineage: Eukaryota; Viridiplantae; Streptophyta; Magnoliopsida; Vitales; Vitaceae.
AUGCAUGAACUUAUCAUUAUGAAGGUUGAAGAGAAACAUAGUCUGCUUCGGUUCUUAUUACUGUGUUCAGUACUUCUUUAUGCAGGGUUUGCAGUGGAGGGUUUAUCAUAUGAUUACACAGCCAGCGUGGAGUGUUUGGAGAAGCCUCUCAGACCUCAGUAUGGUGGAGGGAUGAUAUUGAAUCCUGAUUUGAAUGAUGGGUUGAAAGGAUGGUCUGUGUCUGGAGGUGCGAAGAUAGAAGAAAGAGUGUCAGGAGGAGGCAACAGGUUCAUUGUGGCUCAUAGCAGAAGCCACAAGAAUGACAGUGUUUCACAGAAGCUUUACAUGAAGAAGGACAAGCUCUACACCUUCUCUGCUUGGAUACAAGUUAGCAGCAGAAGUGCUUCUGUGGCAGCUGCUUUCAGAACAAAUGGCGGGGUGAAAUAUGCAGGUGCUAUUAUCGCCGAGACCGGGUGCUGGUCCAUGCUUAAAGGUGGCCUCACUGUGGAGGGUUCUGGCCCCGCUCAGCUCUAUUUUGAGAGCAAUGACACAUCAGUUGAGAUAUGGGUGGAUAGCGUCUCAUUACAACCCUUCACUAAAGAAGAGUGGAGGACCCAUCAAGAUCAAAGCGUUGAGAAGACACGCAAGACAAAAGUGAGACUCCAAGCAGUUGAUGGCAGAGGGAAUCCAGUAGCAGGCGCAAAAAUGGCAGUAACACUAGCCAAACGGAGUUUCCCAUUUGGUGCUGUUAUUUCUGACUACAUUCUCCAAAACACUGCCUUCCAGAAUUGGUUCACCUCAAGGUUCUCGGUUGCAACCUUUGCAAAUGAAAUGAAGUGGUACAGCACCGAAAACUCCCCAGGUGUGGAGAAUUACAAGGUCGCUGACGACAUGCUUCAGUUCUGCAAACAAAACGGCAUCGCCGUUCGCGGCCACAACAUUUUAUGGGAUGAUCCCAAGUACCAACCCAGUUGGGUUAAGUCACUUUCCCCUGGUGAUCUCCAAGCUGCUGUCGAUAGACGGAUAAACUCCAUAGCCAGCCGAUACAAAGGCCAAGUUAUUGCUUGGGAUGUUGUUAAUGAAAAUUUACAUUUUUCAUUCUUUGAGGACAAGCUAGGGGCUAGUGCUUCUGCAGCUGCGUUCCAGAAGACUCGCCAAAUUGAUGGAACAGUUGAGUUGUUCAUGAAUGACUAUAAUACUAUAGAGGAGAGAGGAGAUGGUGCAUCAUCACCAGCUAAGUACCUUCAAAAGCUGGGGGAGAUUCAAGCAUUUCUGGGUAGUGGGUCUGGGCCGUUGGCAAUCGGACUUGAGGGUCACUUUGGAUCUGCUCCAAACCUUCCCUACGUGAGAUCUUCAAUUGAUACUCUUGCUGCCAAAAAUUUGCCCAUUUGGGUGACAGAAGUGGAUGUUAGCAACAUGACUGACCAGGCAAUGCACUUUCAGCAGAUUCUGGAGGAGGUUCAUGCACACCCAGCAGUGAAGGGAAUUGUAACGUGGGGAACAUGGGAUCCAAGGGGCUGCUACAGGAUGUGUUUGACUGAUGGCAAUUUUAAAAACUUGCCCACAGGAGAUGUUCUGGACAAGAUAUUGGGGCAGUGGAGUAUUGCGGGGAUGGUAGGCGUGACGGAUGCUAAUGGUGUCUUUGAAGCUUCUCUUUUCCAUGGAGAUUAUGAAGUUACAAUUAGUCAUCCGACUGUGAUGAAAUCCUCCUUGACUCAGAGCUUGAAGGUGGUACCAUCCGCAGAUACUUCACACCAAACAACAGUACUGCUUGUUGAAGUGUCCCCAUGA